Messenger RNA from Tetrapisispora phaffii CBS 4417, 2112 nucleotides. RefSeq names its product kinetochore-associated Ndc80 complex subunit NDC80 (gene NDC80). Gene Ontology annotation, cellular component: Ndc80 complex. NCBI's taxonomy places the organism in Eukaryota, Fungi, Ascomycota, Saccharomycetes, Saccharomycetales, Saccharomycetaceae. The record is from RefSeq and is a predicted model, not a curated record. The transcript has a single exon. Bases 1 to 2112 code for a protein of 703 amino acids. Gene Ontology annotation, biological process: attachment of mitotic spindle microtubules to kinetochore.
AUGCAGAAUAUUCAACAACCGAUAUUAAAUAACUUGAACCCACAGUUGUUCACUUCGCAGAUUCCUGCUCCAAGUACUGGUAUCAAGAGAAGACAAAGUGUUUCCAAUGUGGCGUUGACAGAUAUGAUUAACUCGAGUAUUGCAAAGAAUGCUCAUUCCAAUAAAAGUGAUCCUAAUAAUAGGAAAAAACUAAGAUCGACUGUCUCAAGUGUCAAUCAAUUGUAUAAUCAGAAAAGGACGUCGUAUAUCCGCGACAAUGAACCAUCCGGUAUGCAAAGACAUUCAAUGCUGCCCUAUCCAACAAAUAAUAACAAUGAUAACAAUAAUAAUGAUCUUAAUACAAAUAAUGUUUCUACAAGAGAUCCGAGACCUUUGAGAGAUAAAAAUUUUCAAAAUGCAAUGCAGCAAGAUAUAAUUAAUUAUUUAACAAGCAAUAAGUUUGAAAUUGAAACAAAUUUACCAAUUACAAAUAAAACAUUAAAACAACCUACACAGAAAGGCUUUAUAAUAACUUUCCAAUGGUUAUAUCAAAGAUUGGAUCCAGGUUAUCAAUUUAAAUCGAAUAAUAGUAAUAAUGUCAAUAGUAAUACCAAUAAAUCCGUUGAGUUAGAAAUUUAUCAAAUAUUAAAAUUUCUUCAAUACCCCUAUUUAGACACGAUUAAUAAAUCACAAAUAUCUGCUGUAGGUGGUAAUAGUUGGCAUAAAUUUUUAGGUAUGUUACAUUGGAUGGUUAAAACAAAUAUCAGUCUAGAUAAAUCAUUGAAAAUUUUAGAUAAAUCAUUAAUAGAUGAAAAUACCCAAGAUUUGAAAAGUAUAAAUGAACAAAAUAAAUUACCUUUAACCCAAGAAGAACAAGAUUCGAAACAAGAUAAAUACGAAGUAUUGAUUGAACAAAUCUGUAUCAAUUAUAUUAUCGAGUGUUAUAAAAAAUAUUUGAAAAAUGAUGAUAAUUUUGAACCAAUUUUAAAAGAUUUAAAUGAGGAAUUUAAAAAAUUUAAUCAUAUAUUUGAUAUUGACUUAAAUAGUUUACGAUCAAAGACAGAAGCACUGAGUGUAGAAUGCGAUGGGUUAGUUAAGAUAUAUGAAAAUUUAAAACUAUCAAGAGAUAAAAAUAUUGCAUUAAAGAGUGAUUUAAGUAAAUUUCAAAAUUAUGUUGAUGGAAUGAAGAAUAAGAGUAAUGAAUGGUCUCAAAAAUUAGAAAAAAUGAAUAAUGAAAAAGCAUUAAGAGAAGAUGAUAUUAGAGAUAUUUCAGAAGAAAUUUCGAGUAUAAAGAAAUUUUUAAAAGAUAAAAACAUUUCAAUUGAUGUAAUUUCAAAUAAAAAUUUAGAAUUUGAAAAAUUGAGCAAGGAUUUAGAUCAGAAAAAAGAUGAAGUAAAUAAAUUUGUCAGUUCUACUCAAUCAUUAAAGAUUGAAUUUGAAUCUAUUAUGAAAGCAUUAAAUGAUACUUUAAGGCAAUAUGAUCUUUCGACAGAGACAUUAAUUAAUGAGAGAAUAAGUUUAGGUCAUAGUACUAUUAAAAAAUCAGAUUUCGAAUUGUUAAUCGAUGACUCAAUCAAACAGAAUUAUAAUUCAUAUUUAAAUAAUGGUAAAGCAAUUGAUUUCAACAAAAUGUUCAAAAAUGAUUUGAAUACAAUGAAGAUCAAGAAUAAUAUUAUAAAAUUAAACAAUGAAAUUCAAGAACGAAUUGAAGGAGUAGAAAAAAAUAAUUCUGUAUUAGAGCAAAAAUUAAUAUCAUUAAAACAAGAAGUAAUGGAUAAGAAUAAAAUGACAGAGAACGUUGAAUUGAAAUUAUCAGAGGCAAAUUCAACUUAUGAAUUAAAUAAACAAGAAAGUGAUAAUAAAUUAUUAAAACAAAAAAUCGAAAUUGAAAAACUAGAGAGAAAGAUAAAUGAUGCAAAUAAAAUCUUAAAAGAAAAAUUAUUAGAGACUCAACAACUAAUUAAUUCAACAAGAUUAAAAAAGGAAGAACUUCAAUUACAAUUAGAUAGAGAGAAAAAUAAUAUUAGUAAAAAAAUUCUUGAAAUCAUAGAUUUUUCAGGUAAUAUUAUGGAAAGAAUUCAAAAUAAGUUAGAAUCUUCUCAAUCGAUAAUAAAUAAAGAAUUAGAAAAUUAA